Molecule: messenger RNA, 2159 nt
Organism: Haliotis rufescens (red abalone)
Lineage: Eukaryota; Metazoa; Mollusca; Gastropoda; Lepetellida; Haliotidae
Product: peroxidase-like protein 3
Exons: 9
Coding region: 1-1509 (502 amino acids)
Biological process (GO): response to oxidative stress
Molecular function (GO): heme binding; peroxidase activity
Source: RefSeq, a predicted model, not a curated record
AUGAGAGGCGUUGAUGGGUAUCCCCUUCCCAGUCCACGUGCCAUCAGUGUGGCCGUACAUCCGGGAGUUGACAGUCCUUCUGACGACCACACAGUGAUGGUGAUGCAGUGGGGGCAGUUUGUGGACCAUGAUCUCACCGGAACUCCUCUCCAUGCAGGUGAUGUUCACUCCAAAUGUUGCGAUGGUCACACAGCAGGAGAGAUGCAUUCUGAUGUACAAGCUGGCGGCCCUUGUUUCCCGAUCACCAUGCCAGUAAAUGAAGGACAUUUCCAAAAGAACUGCAUGGAGUUUAAAAGAUCAGCCCCAGCACCUGGAAGGAAUACACGAGAACAGUUGAACCUACUCACGUCCUUCGUGGACGCUUCUAACGUGUACGGCCUCAGUCAGGAUCAGAUCAAUCACCUCAGGAACGGACCCUUCUUGAAAAUCAAGGGAGAUAAUCUGUUGCCAGAAUCCAACCAAGGCAACUGUCGAACAAGAAAUACCAACGAAUGGUGUUUUGAAGCUGGUGACGACCGUGUGAACGUGUUCCCUGGUCUGGCCGUGCUACACACCGUGUUUGUCCGAGAACACAAUCGUCUUGUCAAAGAACUUGCUGAUGUCAUGCCAUCGACCACUCCUGAUGAUGUCUUGUUUGAGGAGGCCAGAAAGAUCGUGUCAGCCAUCAUCCAACAAGUCACCUACCGCGAAUGGCUGCCCAUUAUUGUUGGGCCCUUGGCCAUGAGGAAGUACAGACUGACCCCUGGCUUCAGCUUCAGGUACAACAUCACCCAAAACCCCACCAUCUACAACGUCUUUGCCACCGCCGCCUUCAGAUACGGCCACUCCACCAUUCCACGUUUCCUGACCCUCGGAGAUCGACAUGUACCAAUAGAACAGCUCUUCAACAGACCUUCUGAAGUCAUCAAAGAUCUGGACACCGUGCUGAAGGCUAUCCUCAAGGACAGACAUCAGGAGGUUAACCGCUUCAUCAACAGUGGGAUGACUGAGCAUUUGUUUGAGACGUCGGGAAAUAACGGCUUUGACAUCGUGUCCUUAAACAUUCAGAGAGGUCGUGACCAUGGCCUGCCAUCAUACAACAACUUCCGCAAGGCAUGCCAGCUAUCGGAAGUGACUUCAUUUGAUGACAGUGUAUUUGGUAAAGCAGGACCUGCUUUGAAAAGUGUAUACAGAUCCCCUGAUGACAUCGACGUCUUCACCGGUGCAGUAGCUGAACAACACGUGCAUGGCGGAGCAGUGGGCCCACUCCUCGCUUGUCUGAUUGGUCAACAGUUUCAUGAUCUGAAAUAUGGCGACUCAUUCUGGUUCGAAACAUCUCAUCCAAGAAAGGGCUUUACAUCAGGACAACUGUCUGAGAUCCGACGAAUGCGCUUUGCUAAAAUUCUUUGUAGGAAUUCAGGAGUGAAGUCCAUCCAAAGAGAUCCUUUUACAGUGUACUCAAAAGAAAGCAAUCCUUUGAUACCCUGCAACGAUCUUCCAACAAUCGAUUUAACCAAAUGGCGGAGAUGAGAGGUUGCUUGGCCUACCCUUAAGUUCAACAAAUAAACCCCGAAGACUUGAAACAUAGCAUUUUGGUGUUCCACCAUGUAUAGCCCACACUACUAGUCCUGGUUUGUAAGAUGCCUAAAUCACAGAAUACAUUACAUUUUUGACAUUUGUGUUCAACUGUCUUCAUACUAAAUAUGUAAUGCCAAGUACAUUGAGGUAUGGCAUUUCACUAAUAAUGCUGGAAUUAUUAACGGAAAUGUCAGUUAACAUUAUACCUGAUUAUAAUGCCUACACUUUAUGAGAACAAAACGAAUUAGUAACCAAUUAAGUUAGUAAAUCCAUCAGUUACACCAUCAAAGCGUUUAAUCAAAGCAUACAAGUAGCAUUAUUAUUGGCAGUAUAUGUUUAUGGCAUUGUAUAAUUUAUUCGUCAAGGACAUAAACAUAUUCUAUAUGUAUGACUUGCACUAUUUCAUAGAUCUAUAAAGGAGGUGUUUCUUAUUUUUUGUCAUUGUAUGAUAUUGUAUAAUAUAUUGUUGAUGUGGUGCUUAAAGCAACUAUCAAUAUAUGUGUGAUCAUGUGUGAAGAUUCGUAUAUCAUCUUUAAUAGAAACAAUAUUGAACAAUACUUGUGUUAUAUCAUAUAUAACAAUCAAUUGUAUUUGUUAAUUUU